This is a messenger RNA of Rhipicephalus sanguineus (brown dog tick), 729 nucleotides long. RefSeq names its product E3 ubiquitin-protein ligase NRDP1. Gene Ontology annotation, cellular component: plasma membrane signaling receptor complex. Gene Ontology annotation, molecular function: zinc ion binding. The record is from RefSeq and is a predicted model, not a curated record. Bases 1 to 729 code for a protein of 242 amino acids. NCBI's taxonomy places the organism in Eukaryota, Metazoa, Arthropoda, Arachnida, Ixodida, Ixodidae. Gene Ontology annotation, biological process: protein K63-linked ubiquitination; tumor necrosis factor-mediated signaling pathway; regulation of canonical NF-kappaB signal transduction. The transcript has 2 exons.
AUGGCCUCUUUCGCGUGGGACUACUGGAUGCCGUUCAGCCCAUCGGUCGCACCCAGUGCCACCCGAAUCGCCCCUCGGCGAACGGAUUUGCCUACAGACGCGACCAUUUACUCGGUGGAGAACUUCGAGCCCAGGCCUCCACCGGAACUGGUGUGCUCAGUGUGCCUGGGCGUGUACCGGGACCCCGUCGAGUGCCCCUGCCGCCACGUCUUCUGCUCAGAAUGCAUACAUGGCUGGUUGGCGAAUGGCACAGGCCUCGGUGCCGGAAGCUGCCCCGUGUGUCGCCAAAGAAGCUCCCCAUCUCAGCUGAUGCCAGUAGUGCCCAUCGUGAACAAUAUGAUCGCUCGACUCAACGUGAGGUGUCCGAACCACGGCACAGGCUGCAACGCCAAGGUCGCCAUGGAGGCUCUGAACCGCCAUAUCGAAACGUGCCCGCACCGCAGAGUGCCGUGCACAGACUGCGGCGUCCAGAUGCGUGCUUCGGAGCUGUCGGUGCACCAGCGCGAGCGUUGCUCCAAGCGCCGGGUUCGCUGCGAUCGCGGCUGUGGCCUAAGCCUGAGCGCUGAACGAUUGCCCGGCCAUAACUGCAUACACGAGAUGCGCAACUACAUCGCAUCGCUGGAUCGCCAAGUGGAACGUCUGCAACGCCAGGUUGAUGAACUUACGGCCAGCCUGUUGGCGGGACCCGCACCCGGAAUUAGCGGCUUCUGGCCUAGCCAUAGAAUGUGA